This is a messenger RNA of Penicillium riverlandense, 1641 nucleotides long. RefSeq names its product MDR family MFS transporter. Gene Ontology annotation, molecular function: transmembrane transporter activity. NCBI's taxonomy places the organism in Eukaryota, Fungi, Ascomycota, Eurotiomycetes, Eurotiales, Aspergillaceae. The transcript is spliced from 4 exons. Gene Ontology annotation, biological process: transmembrane transport. Bases 1 to 1641 code for a protein of 546 amino acids. The record is from RefSeq and is a predicted model, not a curated record.
AUGGAUAAGAAGCUCUCGAGUGUCAACAUGGACCCGGAAUCAACUACGCCGGCACCGCAGCGGAGUAAAGUCCGCCUUUUUGCCAUCAUGGUGGCUCUUUCGUUGUCCAUGUUCGUUGCCGCGCUAGAUCAGACAAUAAUGGCUACAGCGAUUCCAACAAUCGCUGCAAAACUUCACUCGGCAGCCGGAUAUACCUGGAUUGGAGGCGCUUACCUUCUUGCUAACGCUGCAGGCGCCUGCAUUUGGGCCAAGCUGUCCGACAUAUGGGGUCGCAAACUCAUUUUACUUCUAGCGGUUGUGUGGUUCUUUAUAAGCUCAAUAAUCUGUGCCACUGCUGUGGAUAUGCCAAUGCUUAUCGCUGGUCGUGCGCUGCAAGGCGUCGCUGGUGGUGGUUUAAUCCAGCUGGUUACGAUCGUUAUCUCUGACCUUUUCAGUAUUAGGCACCGAAGUCUCUAUCUUGGAUUGAUGGAAUUGAUGUGGGCUCUGGCUGGUGGCAUUGGUCCACUUCUUGGCGGUGCAUUUUCCGAGUACGUCUCUUGGAGAUGGAACUACUGGAUCAAUUUGCCUGUUUCAGGGCUUGCAUUCAUACUGUUAUUGUUCUUUUUGGAUGUUCACAAUCCCCAAACCAAGAUCAUGGAUGGCUUCCGGGCUAUUGACUGGUUUGGAAGCAUAUCUAUCUUGGGCCUCACCUUGAUGCUGCUCCUGGCAUUAGAUUUCGGCGGCGAGACAUUUUCUUGGAGCUCACCGCAAGUGAUCUGCAUGAUCGUGUUUGGGUCGCUUUGCUCUUUGCUAUUCAUUUAUAGCGAGAAACGGCUUGCCAAACACCCUCUGAUGCCACUAAGUCUCUUUUCUAGGGUGUCUAAUAUUGCUAGCCUCGCAGUGGCCUUUGCACAUGGUUUUGUGUUUAUUGCUGGAGAAUACUAUAUCCCGCUGUACCUGCAAUCAGUGAAAGGUGCAUCAGCUAUGCGAUCUGGAGUGAUGGUCCUGCCCCUUGUCGUCACUGAAGCCUUCUCCGGCAUAGUCACAGGCGCAAUUAUCCAUCGGACUGGACGAUACCUAGAGCUUAUUUGGCUAGGGCUGGCCUUGCUGGCGAUUGGAAGUGGUUUAUACAUCCAUCUCAAUACCCACUCAUCUCUAGGUGAGAUAAUUGGUUAUCAGAUUGUUAGUGGUAUUGGAGCUGGAUUCCUUUUCCAAACCCCAAUUAUCGCUAUUCAAGCAAUGGUAUCCCAGGAAGAAACAGCGACCGCGACUGCUACACUUGGUUUCAUUAGAAAUCUGGCAACGGCUGCAUCAAUUGUCAUUGGGGGUGUUGUUUUCCAAAACAGCAUGGCUCACAUGAAGCCUGAAUUUCUGGCUGCUGGAAUGUCAGAGUAUAUGGCGGAGAAGAUGUCGGGAGAUUCUGCUGCAGCAAAUAUUGAGCUCAUAAAGACCAUUGAGGAUGCGACCCAGGUGCUUACUGUUAGAAAUGCCUUUUCCUGGAGCUUGCGAAAUAUGUGGAUCAUGUAUACAUGCAUGUCUGGCUUGGGUAUAUUUGCAAGUUUCUUCGUUUUGAAGAUCCGCUUGGGGAAGGAACAUGUGGAAACAAAGACUGGACUCAAAGAGGAAACUACUGUUGGAACUGCGCUCACCAUCCAAGAAUAA